Neogale vison (American mink) is the source of this 2558-nucleotide messenger RNA. RefSeq names its product putative RNA-binding protein Luc7-like 2. Gene Ontology annotation, molecular function: mRNA binding. Gene Ontology annotation, biological process: mRNA splice site recognition. The transcript is spliced from 12 exons. Bases 376 to 1704 code for a protein of 442 amino acids. Gene Ontology annotation, cellular component: U2-type prespliceosome; U1 snRNP. The record is from RefSeq and is a predicted model, not a curated record. Lineage: Eukaryota; Metazoa; Chordata; Mammalia; Carnivora; Mustelidae.
CGCGCUCACGUCCCGACGACGGUGGCGACGAGCGGCGUCAGAGCUUGAAGGGGGGGCCGGCGGCUUCUGGCGGGUGGCGGUGUUGGAGGCGAGAGCUUGCUUAGCACGUAACGCUUCUAUCCCAAGAGCCGACGGAGAGUGAGGGAACGAGGGCUGCUUUCGGGGGCUGCUGCCUUCUACUUACACAUCGUCGUGAGGAGCGCAGUCGGGACUCUCCUACAAGCCCUGCGGCUCCCUUUCCACACGCCUUGAGGCGGCGGCGGCGGCGGCGGCAACUGAGACAGCGUCUCACCUUCCCCCACCCCUUCCCCUGUCCCCCCUGCCCGAGAGGGCCCGGUCUGCGCCCCACCCCCGCCCGCUCGCUACGCCGCCGCCAUGUCGGCGCAGGCCCAGAUGCGCGCAAUGCUGGACCAGUUGAUGGGCACCUCCCGGGACGGUUCAAUGUAUCUAUGCCUGCCUACUUCAAUCUGCAAGGGAGUGUCAGAAAGGCCCCGCAUUCGCCGAGCCGAGAUACUACUCGUCAACGAAUCAAGUUCAGUGAUGACAGAGUAUGCAAGAGUCACCUUCUCAACUGUUGCCCCCACGAUGUCCUCUCUGGAACUCACACAGAAUGUAUCUUUUGGAAGAGAGGUGUUUGCCAGCCUUCAGCAAGAGAUUCUUACUUUGUUCAUACUAUGUCCUAGAAUGGAUCUUGGAGAAUGUCUGAAAGUUCAUGACCUGGCUUUAAGAGCAGAUUAUGAAAUUGCGUCCAAAGAACAAGAUUUUUUCUUUGAACUUGAUGCUAUGGAUCAUCUUCAGUCAUUCAUUGCAGAUUGUGAUAGAAGAACAGAAGUGGCUAAGAAAAGAUUAGCAGAAACUCAAGAAGAGAUCAGUGCUGAAGUGGCAGCAAAGGCAGAACGUGUUCACGAGUUAAAUGAAGAAAUUGGUAAGUUGUUGGCCAAGGUGGAACAACUAGGAGCUGAAGGAAAUGUGGAAGAAUCUCAGAAAGUAAUGGAUGAAGUAGAGAAAGCACGGGCAAAGAAAAGAGAAGCGGAGGAAGUUUAUCGGAAUUCUAUGCCAGCUUCCAGUUUCCAACAGCAGAAACUUCGAGUCUGUGAAGUCUGCUCUGCCUAUUUAGGUCUUCAUGAUAAUGAUAGACGACUGGCUGAUCAUUUUGGGGGUAAACUGCACCUGGGAUUUAUUGAAAUAAGAGAGAAGCUUGAAGAAUUAAAGAGAGUUGUAGCUGAAAAACAGGAGAAAAGAAAUCAGGAACGCCUGAAACGAAGAGAAGAAAGGGAGAGAGAAGAAAGAGAGAAGCUGAGGAGGUCUCGAUCACAUAGCAAGAACCCCAAAAGGUCCAGGUCCAGAGAGCAUCGCAGACAUCGGUCUCGCUCCAUGUCUCGGGAACGGAAGAGGAGAACUCGAUCCAAAUCUCGGGAGAAACGCCAUCGCCACCGAUCCCGCUCCAGCAGCCGCAGCCGCAGCCGCAGCCACCAGCGCAGUGGGCACAGUUCUAGAGACAGGAGCAGAGAGCGAUCCAGGAGGAGAUCCUCAAAAGAAAGAUUCAGAGACCAAGACUUAGCAUCACGUGACAGAGACAGGAAUUCAAGAGACAGAUCACCUCGUGACAGAGAUCGAAAAGAUAAGAAGCGGUCCUAUGAGAGCGCUAAUGGCAGAUCAGAAGACAGGAGGAGCUCUGAAGAGCGCGAAGCAGGGGAGAUAUAAUUAGCUGUGUACAUAUCCUCAAUCCUUAAGCUUCCUAUGGAGUUACAUACUAUUGUUUAGUUUACAGCUGUCGGGGGUAACAGUGAGCAGUUCCAGACUCCGAUCCAAAUAGGCUAGAUGCGCAGUAUCUAACUUGAUCUGAACUGAACUUGUUUCCCCGGUGAAGCCUAAAACUACAUCCAUAGUUUCUGGUGAACCUGUAAUGCGAUUCUGAAAGUACAGUUUUAUAUAAUAAGAUGCUGAUAUCUUUAUUCUUUCUAGUAGGAGUGAUAGUGAACGAAUUGUGUUGCUUGCCUUGGGAUUUUUUGAACAUUUGUAAAAUGCUGUCUUCCUUUCUAGUCCACAAACAACAGCUUUCAGAAUUUUUCUUUUUAAUUCUUCUUCCUCUGACUUUUGUAUCCCCUAAUACCUCCACCCUCUAAUUAUCAGAGAAAGGGGGAGCAGGGAAGCAAUAUAACUUCUGUUCUAAGGUUCUGUUCCCAAUUAUUACUAGCUGAUUACAGAGCAUUUAUACUGGAAAGUGUGCUGGAGAAAUUUAAAUACUGAGAGUUUUUGUUUUGUUUUACGGUGCCUAUUUAGAGUUGGAAGUUGAAAAGCUGUUGCAUUACCUACUUUGCUUUUUUUAUUGAAAUUUUGAAAUCAAACAUGUCUUGAUUUUUCUGUUCUAUUGAAUUGCUAUGUUCAGGAUGUUUUGGAAAGGGGGGUGGGGGCAGGGACUCUUUCAUAAGCACUUGUUUUAUUUUGUGUGUGUGGAGUAUAAAGGCUACAACCUUACUGUAAAAAUUAAUAAAAUGAAACAAUCACCACCACCAUCAUUAAACUGUAACUUGUCUAGUAAAUUGUCACUAGAACUA